AGGUAUUCAGAAAUGGAGAGGAAAGUAAGCAGAAUCUGUCUUGCUUCUGAACCCAAUAUGAUUCAUUUUCUACAAGUAUCCUGGGAGAAAACACUGGAAUGUGGUUUUGUUAUUACACUUACUGAUGGUCAGUCAGCGUGGACUGGGACAGUCUCUGAAUCGGAGAUUUCCCAAGAAGCUGAUGACUUGGCGAUGGAAAAGGAGAAAUAUGCGGAUGAGCUGGGAAAGGCUUUGGUGUCAGGGGCAGGACCUACUGACACAUACAAGUUUAAUUUUUCUAAAGAAUCUGGUAAUUUCUCCUUUGAGAAAAGCCUGAGAGAUGUUUCAUUCAGACUUGGUUCCUUCAACCUAGAGAAAGUGGCAAGCCCAGCUGAGGUCAUUAGAGAACUUAUUUGUUACUGCUUGGACACCAUUGCAGAAAAUCGAGCCAAAAACAAGCACCUGCAAAAAGAAAAUGAAAGGCUCCUGAGAGAUUGGAAUGAUGUUCUAGGACGAUUUGAAAAAUGUGUGAGUGCUAAGGAGGCUUUGGAGACUGACCUUUAUAAGCGGUUUAUCCUGGUGUUGAAUGAGAAGAAAGCAAAGAUCAGAAGCUUACACAAACUGUUAAGUGAAGUCCAGGAACUAGAAAAGAACACUGAGCAAGAAAAGGAAACCACAGCCUUUUCUGAAACGACUGUUGACCACAAUGCGGCCUAUGAUGAAAGCACUGAUGAGGAGUGUGGAGACCAGGCUGAGUCCUCAGUGUCAGCUCCCA
Carlito syrichta (Philippine tarsier) is the source of this 754-nucleotide messenger RNA. RefSeq names its product X-ray repair cross complementing 4 (gene XRCC4). The annotation marks the transcript as partial. NCBI's taxonomy places the organism in Eukaryota, Metazoa, Chordata, Mammalia, Primates, Tarsiidae. Gene Ontology annotation, biological process: response to X-ray; positive regulation of ligase activity; immunoglobulin V(D)J recombination. The record is from RefSeq and is a predicted model, not a curated record. The transcript is spliced from 5 exons. Gene Ontology annotation, molecular function: DNA binding. Gene Ontology annotation, cellular component: DNA-dependent protein kinase-DNA ligase 4 complex; nucleus; DNA ligase IV complex.